UCUUGCGCAUGGGCUGGUGGCAAAUCUGACAAAUCCCAUUGCUUUUGUUCUAAGCUCUCUCUGGGCCCUAUAGGAAAAGAAAUUUGUUAUUAUGUACUAAAGCAAAUAAUUUGUAUUCUUGGAGUAGGAGUUGGAACUAUAGGACUUGAAGGCAAGAGAACGUAUCUUAUCAAGGACCUGUUCACUCAAUUUCUCCAAAGCUCUCUCCAAGUUGGACUCAACUGUACAUCAUGACAGAUGUUCCAGUGACUUUCAGUCAGGUUGAGUGUAAUGGGGAUACACUACCUGAAAAAGGUCAACAACCAAUCACUAAAAUCAACGAAAAAGCCAAUGAUGUGGAUGGCACCCUACCAUACUGUAGGGUAGAACCCAGUCUUGAAGAUUUACCCACAGAAGGAAAUCAGAAGAAGAGUGAAAAAUUACAAAGGAACAUGCUGCGCAACUGGUCCAUGGAUGAGAAGAUUCUAAAAGAAAAACCAGAGGAGACUCUCUUUAUUGUUCAUAAGGCUAUCACAGAUCUUUCUCUCCAAGAAACAAGUGUUGAUGAAAUGAGGUUCAGAGAAGGGCAUCAGUGGGAGAAGGUUCAUCUGAGCAGCGGUAACCAGGAAAUAAGCAGACCAAAGGAAAGGAUUGCUGAACAACCUCUAGAAGAGAGAGAAGAUGAGGAUAGGAAGAACAAAACUCAGCAGGCAGCUGAAAUUGAAUGGCUGGGAUUUCAGAAACCUUGCCAAGUUGAUGUGUUUCAUUCUAAACAUGACGAGGAACAAGAUGUUUGGGAUGAAGAAAUUAACAACACUGAUGAUGAUGAUUGCAAUGAUGACGAAGAUGAAGUUCGAGUGAUAGAAUUUAAGAAAAAAAAUGAAGAGGGUUCUCAAUUACAAGAGGAAGCCGAUGUAAGUGAGGACUCCCCACUGAGCAACCCCAGUUCCCAACCUGAGACACCUGAUGAGCAGCCACCCUUUGGGAAGAAGAGUGAUAUCUCCAGAAAUGCUUAUUCAAGGUACAAUACAAUAUCCUAUCGGAAAAUCAGGAAGGGGAACACCAAGCAAAGAAUUGAUGAAUUCGAGUCUAUGAUGCAUUUAUAAACUAACUGGAACUGAGAAGUUCUCGUGCCCACUAAAGCAAAAGCUAAUUGUAUUUUUCUGAGAUGCAUCUUUGUAUGCCUUAAUUGAGUCCUCCCCUUUAAAAAUGUGGAAGCUUGCUUUCUUUUCACUGUGGAAUAAUGUGGAAAUAACCCUAGACAAAAUCCAGUCUGGUAACCUCAAAUCAAAAAGCUUUAGAUUCAUUCUUGGACAUUUGCAUUUUAAAACUUCACUAGUAUAGCAUUGUAUAACAAGCACUAAACAGCCAGCACCUCUGGGGAAUCUGACACGGUUUGGCUUUCAAGCAGCAGUGCUGGGAAAUGUAGUAUCAAAUGAAAGAGGACGAUUCGAAACGAUUCCUGUAUUUCUUUUGGUGUCUUUUUUCCUGUACACAGAGGGUGUUAAAAAGUCUGGUAUUAAACCUCUGUUACUUUUAAACACGGUUUUACAGACUUUAGCAGUAAACUUUCCAACAUACUUUGCCUUUCCCAUUACCUUCAAAAAAGAUUUUAAGUGUUUUUCCUUGGCAUCUACGGAGCAAAAAUUUAGUAUAGGCCUCCUUCCUAGGUGUUACCAUUCAUUGAAUUUUCUCACUAGAAAGGCUGAGCAGUUGUCAGUCAGGAAAACUCUGUUUAGUAAAUGUUGGCUUGAUGCUCUCAAGAUGAAUUGAAUCCAUUGUGAGGUUGAUACAGGGAGGGGCUGGAAGAUUGGUGGGCAAUAGACUAAAGAGUUAUAUCAGAUAGUUUAUUUCUGUGACCAAAAAUAAAAUCUUGUCUAGCACAAAGUCAUUAAAAGUGAAAACGACAGCUUAAGCACAAUUUUUAGAAAAUGCCCCUCUCUAUUACCGCACUUUCUCUUAUUAACACUAUCUCAGAAUAGUUUUCUUUCCUUAGAAACCUGAGACAACUCCAGUCAUAACUGCACUAGUUACUAUGAAAAUGGAAAUAAUUAUCUUAUAGUAUUUUCAAAGUAGAGUGUGAGCACGUAUUUUUAGUGAGAAACCUCUGAUAAGUUGUUGGGAAUAUAUAGUGUACUGGACCUCAGCCCAAAUCAAGAUACUUAACAUUGUGCUCACGGAGCUUCAUUCAAACCAAUGUGUCAAAUAAUGUAUCGAAUAUUUAUGAAAAGGGAGAGUCUAUAUUUAUAUUCUUAGAUAGUUCCAUAAUUUUUCAUUUCAUGCUUUCAUAUAUAUCACCCUGAACUUUCUGUCACCACAGAUAAAGAUAUUUUUUGGCCCUGCAAAUAAAAAGACAAUUCCUUAUUGUCUGAAUGUAAUACAGUCUUCAUUGUACUAUUCAACCCUUUGUUUAUUUCUUUCUCAUUUUGUGAAAAACCCUGGUUUAGCCCUUCUUAGAUUAUUGCUUAUUUAUGUGUAACAAAUCCCACACAUUCUAAAGGCAAUUUCUUUGAUUCUUCCUGGUCAAAUAAUAUAUUUCCAUAGUAUCAUAUACUAUUAUUUAGUGUUUACGAGUCUCAAUUUUGAAUUCAAGAUUGAAGUGUUCCUUUUAUUCUUUCAGAUAGUUUGCAGCCAAACCAUAUAAAAGUUUUGUCACUCUUAAUCUAUAGAACCUAUAGAUUUUAUUCUUGACAAUGCAAGUUUUCAAAAUAACGUCCGGGAAAUCAAGUCUUUACUGAUAAAUUUAGGUAGAUGAUUGAUGCACUAGGACAAUUUCCUGUUUGUUUAGAGCCUCUAAAUCUUCCCACCUGGAUAACAUAUUUUCUUCUCUGGAUUACUGAUGACCCCUACAAUUUUCUACUUAACUUCAAAGCACAGUAUUGUGUUAUCCACCAUGGAACAGGACCAUGUUGUUAACAUACCAUAGACAGAGCCUCUAUUUUGAAUUAUUCCAGCAGAGGUGAUGAAUUCCUAUGGAACUUGAGCGAGGUGGGUGGCUUAUGGCCAUGUGACAGAGCCAAGCAACUAGCUCAUAUGGGGCUCCAACAUAUAGUAACCCUGACCUUUUUAGCUUUGUGCUCUUACCAGACGAUUAACCGAACAUGAAGGAUUUUGUCAACAAUGACUUUUUCAGGUUAUGUUCAAUGAGUAAAUGCUUAGUGCCCAUGGAUGAGGCGUGUAGUUGCAAAAGAUCACUGAAACUAUUCUUUGGCAUUGGUGUCCAUUGUCCUAUGCUGCCAUCUUAUACUGAGGCCACAGAGUUAAGUGACCAUAAAGUAAUGUGACGGUGAUGGGUGGCUGUUUGAUUCUUUGUAACCUAGGAAAGACAAGGGUCUGGUUCAGAUUGCAUGAGCGAUAUUUAACACAUUUGAAACUCGUAUGGGACACGUCAGAACACAAACUGGUAAGGACACAAGAAAGUUUAUCAUUUUUGUGAUUCAAGGUUCAAGGGUGAAAGAAGGACUCUGCUAUCUGGUAGGAAGGAGACUUGAUUUAUUGUGAGAAUGCUGAUAUUUCUUACGUGACUUUUUAUUUUCCUUAAUUGUUGGGCAAACAGGAAUUAAUAACAGCCCUAUUUUUCUGUCAAUAUAAAAUUUACCUUUCAUAUAAUGCUACCUUUGAAGUCACAGACUACGUCAGAAUCUAUUGAUCGAUCGAUUGAUCAAUCGAUGUAUAUAUCUAUCAACAAUUUAAAUAAGGAGCUGCUGUGUCUGACUUGCUUUCAAUAAAAGUUUAUGUACUUG
Messenger RNA from Ceratotherium simum simum (southern white rhinoceros), 3722 nucleotides. It is a transcript of the gene ERMN, whose product is annotated as ermin. Gene Ontology annotation, cellular component: cell cortex; extracellular exosome; myelin sheath. The record is from RefSeq and is a predicted model, not a curated record. Gene Ontology annotation, biological process: morphogenesis of a branching structure; regulation of cell shape; regulation of cell projection organization. Gene Ontology annotation, molecular function: actin filament binding. Lineage: Eukaryota; Metazoa; Chordata; Mammalia; Perissodactyla; Rhinocerotidae.